This is a messenger RNA of Rotaria sp. Silwood1, 449 nucleotides long. The record is from the annotation of a GenBank genome assembly. NCBI's taxonomy places the organism in Eukaryota, Metazoa, Rotifera, Eurotatoria, Philodinida, Philodinidae.
AUGUUAUCACAACGAGAGUACGAAAAGCUUAAAUGGCAAUUAAAGAAUAUUUCAUCAACAAUUAAAGGACGUCCACGACAAAAUCUUCGAACAACACUCCGAAAAAAAAUACACGAACAUGAAUUAGCAUCAACAUAUCCAACAUUUACACCAUCCAAUUUCCAACAAUUUUUUAUAAAUUUUCAAACAACUGAUUUAACACUUCUUCAUCUUAUUGAAGCUUGUGCAGCUUCAACAAAUUUUAUUUUGGAUACAGAAUCAGUUGGUAUUUAUCAAGGUCCAAACAAACCCGCACUUAUUCAGAUUCAAAUCAUAUUACCAACUUCGAUUUCUUAUGUAUUGAUCAUUGAAGUUUGUCAUUUACCACCUAUCCAUGAAACAACAUUCCAACUUAUUAAACAAUUUUUUACAACAUUGUUUUCUUCAGGAAAAACAAUUUAUAUUUGGGG